Gigantopelta aegis is the source of this 1740-nucleotide messenger RNA. Its product is annotated as FAD-linked oxidoreductase apf9-like. Bases 34 to 1671 code for a protein of 545 amino acids. The transcript has 4 exons. Gene Ontology annotation, molecular function: FAD binding; oxidoreductase activity. NCBI's taxonomy places the organism in Eukaryota, Metazoa, Mollusca, Gastropoda, Neomphalida, Peltospiridae. The record is from RefSeq and is a predicted model, not a curated record.
GUCGUCUCAUGUUGUGCAGUUAUUACACUGUUGAUGCCCGGAUGUAACAGUUCAAUCGUCGACAACGCCUGCUGCCCAGACGAUACCUGCUGGCCCUCGGAUGAAAAGAUUUCAGAAUUUGCCAAGUCUCUACAAGGAAGUCUGUAUCGUCCCUCUGAUUCAAACUACGUCAGCGUCAACACAUGGAAGAACUUCAUAUAUCAUCGUAAACCCAACAUCAUCGUCAUGGUUACCGGAGUGGAUGACGUCAGAAAAAGUUUGUCGUUUGCCAGACGAUACAACAUUUUGGUGACGAUCAAGUCGACAGGUCACUCGUACAAUGGUCGGUCCACGCGGGAUGGCAGUCUGCAGAUAAACAUGAAAAACAUGAAAGGGAGGCGACUCAAUCUGAAUUCAGACAGAAACCCAGCAGGGGAGAUAACCGUCGAAACGGGCAACACGUGGGGAGACAUUUACAAAGAGGUAGAACAGAAUGACAGAAUUAUCGUCGGCGGGGCCGAGCAGACCGUCUCUCCUGGCGGAUACACACAAGGGGGAGGCCACUCCCCGAUAGCAAGGUCGCUUGGACUGGCAGUCGACAAUCUCUUGGAAGCGCACCUGGUUACGGUAAACGGGGAUCUGGUCACAGCUCGUGAAAAUGAGACAAUCGUAACUCAUAGCAACGGAUCCACCGAGACUGUCCUGGACGGAGAUCUUCUGUGGGCCAUCAGGGGAGGUGGUGGAGGGGUGUGGGGCGUGAUCAUCAACUUCACGUUCAGACUACACUCUAAGCCUCCGCAGGUGGUCGUCAGCAACCACUACUUCUCCUUCAUCCAGAGUGGAGCCGUCCCUGGCAGGCAGACCCUGAAGGAUCUGUUCAGGAUCAUCCAGAGGCUGCCGUCUCGAUGGGGAGGUUACCUCAUCUUCAACAACGAGAAAUCAAAGGACAUCCCAAACGCGUGGGGUUACGUACAACUUGCACUCAACCAUUUCGGUCCGUGGAAUCUGUCGUCCCGAGCGGCUGUGGAUGAGGUGGUGAACCUGACACCCCUACAGCUGAAGGACAUCAAAAACAAGACGUCAUACUGGGAGUUCGGGCAGGGAGCAGGUGCACAGGCCCCUUCAAAGGUCAGACUAUACCUAGCCGGAUCGUUUCUCUUAAACGACUCUGCCAAGUUUGACAAGUGGGUGGACGCCAUGGUGGACAGAAUGACGGACAUCCGAGUUCCGUACACGAGCGGCUGUGUGGGGACAAUGAUUGGAGGUAAGGCUUCUCAAGAAAAUGCGCACACCUCAGUGUCAGCUCGGUUCCGGACUGGUUUGUUUUGCAUGUCGUGCUAUACAGCUUGGUUGGAUCCUAGAAUGGAUGCUAUUGGCAUUGCUGCAGGCCACAAACUAAACGAGGAGCUCCUAAAAUACGGACAGGGUGUGUACUACAACGAACCGUCGUAUGACCUUCCAAACUGGAAGGAGCUGUUUUGGGGAGGAAAUUACGACAGACUACUAACGAUCAAACGUCGAUGGGAUCCCGACAACUUUCUGUGGUGCUACCACUGUAUUGGGUCGGAUAUACAGAAUACCGGAUCUGCUCCAGCCAAAUGCUCAGUUGGUGGCGCCGUAAUACAGAGUGCUGGUUGGCUCACUGUUGCUACGCUGUCUCUGAUCGUUAUCAUAUUACGACAAUCGGAUUAAAAUAACAUCUUAAAGGGACAUUCCUGAGUUUGCUGCAUUGUAAGAUGUUUCCGACUAAUACAAUAGUUC